Messenger RNA from Portunus trituberculatus (swimming crab), 3548 nucleotides. Its product is annotated as facilitated trehalose transporter Tret1-like. Gene Ontology annotation, molecular function: transmembrane transporter activity. The record is from RefSeq and is a predicted model, not a curated record. The transcript has 3 exons. Gene Ontology annotation, biological process: transmembrane transport. Gene Ontology annotation, cellular component: membrane. Lineage: Eukaryota; Metazoa; Arthropoda; Malacostraca; Decapoda; Portunidae. The coding region runs from base 1250 to 3274 and encodes 674 amino acids.
UCACUCCUGCGCCUCCAACGGGGAAGCACCUUGCCGAGACUUGAGAGGAACUGCCUGAAGAAGGAACUGGUGGAGGUUACUUGUGUGCUCUGGAACUUGAGAGGAACUGCCUGAAGAAGGAGCUGGUGGAGAUUACUCGUGUGCUCUUUUCUCUCUCCCCGCCAGGACUUGAGAGGAACUACCUGAAGAAGGAACUUGAGGUUAUUUGUGCAUUCCUGUGUUUCUUCUCGCUGGAACUUGAGAGGAGCCGCCUGAAGAAGAAGCAGGAGAAUGUUACUCGUGUGUUCUUCUCCCUCCUCGCUACAUCGUUAGAGGAAUUGCUUGAAGAAGGGAUAUUAGGAGUUUAUUCUUGUGUUCUUAUCUUCCUCCAUUUGUGUCUCGAAAGGGGCAGCACUUCUGUAUCUCUUGUGAUGGCGAGGAACCACCUGAAGAAGGAAGGGAAAGCGCCUUUGGAUUUGUGAUGGCGAGAACACACUUGUAGAAGAAAGGUACUCAGACUUUCUUCGCGUCUUCUUGUCUCCCUCCAUAACGCCUCGGAAGGGAAAGUGUCCGUCUAGAACUUGUGAUGCCGAGGAACCUCUUGAAGAAGAAAAGGACUCUAGGGCUUUCUUCGUGUUUUUAAUCAGAUGAACUCACAUACUCUCAAUCGCACCUCGAAGAGAAGACUUAGAUAGACUUUGAAGAGAUAAAUAGGUCUUAUGGUGCUUAUGUCUGGCCUUCUGGUGACGAAGAAAAGAACUAGAGGACUUUCUUUGAGUUUCGUGAUCUAAGAAACUCACGUUCUCCAUCACGCCACGAACUCAGACGGGAAACUCUUUAAGGGAUUCGUGAUGCUUAUGAGGAACAACCUGACGAAGUAGAAAUAAACUAGAGAAUCUCCUUCGUGCCUUAGAGCUUGAAGAAAAAAGUCCAGUGUGUUGUGAGAAUAGAGUCAGAGCGAGCGAGUGCUGGAGUGAAGUUAAAGAAAUAGAAAUAAACCAAAGGACAAGCGUGUCUCGUGAUAGGGGAAAUUCCAAUACAUCUUGAAAACAGAGUCAGGAACACGUUGUAAAGUGUAGCUGUUGAGGGGCUGUGUGUACGAGGAGCCACGUAACGAAGACGAAAGGGACUACGGAACCUUCGUGUGUGGUGACUUGGAAAACCCACCCAAUGAAUCGUGAAAGCCAAGCGAAGAAGUAACACGGUGAAAAGACUAAUUGUGAUGGCCGCGCUCCUCGUGAACAUGUCCUGAAGCAGCUUUCGCAUCACCAUGAAGAAGUGGUUCCUCAAGCCGGAGUGGUCGAAGGAGGACGAGGAGGGACAGAGUGUUGUGUUUGGCGACGAGGAACCGCAGCACGACCCUGAUGAUUUCCCGCCGCCGCCCCCGCUUGAUGACGAGGACGAGGACGAUGGGAGCUACGACACGACGACCCCUACCCCACCAGCAUGCCCCCCGGAGAUGGAUGGCGUGGAGGGCAAUAGCGCUGAUGUCAGGAAGGGAGGCGAGGCAGAAGAACCCCGCCAGCAGCAGGUCUCAGAUGAAGCGAGGAAAAGAUUCAGUGAGCUUUUCGAACAGGAAGUGAAGCCUCGCAGACUGUUUCAGGUGGUGGCGGGCGUGACAGUCGCUGCCACACACCUGGGCGUCGGCUGUGCCUUCGGGGUGUCAGGAGUGAUGCUGCCGAACCGAACACAUCCAGCACCGGGUGACGAUCUCUUCACGGAUCCUUUCUACGCCACGAUGUUUGAGAACAUGGUAGUCCUCGGGGCCGCCGUGGGGAGCGCAGGGACAGGGCCGCCUCAGGUGUGGGUGGGUCAACGCGUGACUCUGCUGCUGAGCCUUCCACUGGCCCUGGCCGCGUGGGUCCUGCUGGCCACCUCGCACAGCGUGUGGGUCCUCAUCGCCGCCAGGGCAGUGCAGGGCCUCACCUUGGGCUUCAUCGUGGGGCCCUCCAGCAACUAUCUGGUGGAGCUGGCGCACACCAACCUCCGUGGAGUCCUGUUCGCCGGGGUUAAUGUUGCUCAGCAGCUUGGGUACCUGUUUAUGUACGCCACGGGGUACUGGGGCGUGUCCUGGCGUGUGGCAGUGCUGGUGUGCGGCUGUCUGGCCACUAUCCUUCCCUUCAUCGGCCUUAUCCUCCUCCCAGACUCCCCGCGCUGGCUUGCCUCCAGGGACAGGCACACCGAGGCUCUCAAGUCCAUGAUGGUGUUCAGGGGACCGAGGUACGAGUCACGGCAGGAGCUGGCGGGCGUCAUGGAGCAGCUGGACAAGAGGAGGGUGACGCCGCGGGAUCAGCUCCGCGCCUUGGAGAAGCCCGAGGUGCUGUGCUUCAUGCUGCUGUUCACCUUCCUCGUCAUGGCGUCACAGUUCUCAGGCAGCUUUGUGACGAGUCUGUACAGCCUGCAGAUCUUCCAUUACGCCAAGGGUGAGCUGAGCCCGGGCCUGAGCGCCGUGGUGGUGAGCGCCAUACGCCUCAUGGGGGCAGUGUUCCACCUCAUCGUAGUGGAGCACCUCAGCCGAAAGUUUCUGUUGAUUGGCGCCUUCCUGCUGUGUUCUGGGACCAUGGCGCUGCUCGGCUCGUCCCUAUACGACCAGGCGCACACCUCAAACCUCCCGCUGCAGUCCUGGCUACCUCUCGCCUCCCUCGCUACCUACUCCUUCUUCUCAAACAGUGGCUUGUCCGUGCUGGAGCUGCUGCGGGAGGAGAUUCUAUCCACGUCCGUGCGCUCUACAGCAGUGAGCUUCCUGUCCUGCCUUUUUUUCGUGGGUUCCUUCCUCGCCAUGCAGACUUACUUCCACGUGGUGGCCGCCCUGGGCCAGCACGGCGUCUUCUGGCUGUACAGCGUCUUCAACUUCAUCCUGGCCGUCCUUGGCGGCCUUGCGCUGCGGGAAACUCGAGGCGCGUCACUGGAGGAGAUCGCCGCCCGUACUCACCGCAAAGAUAAGCAGCCUGACGCCCCUGACGAGCCGGGCCAGCCACACCACGCCGACGCCUCGCAUUACAACCCGCAGAAUGGAUGCAAAGUAACGCACCUCGGCUACAACGAGAUGAAGGUCGCCCCGGUGCAGCACGAAACUCUACGCCGCUCCAAUGGCUCCAAUGGCCUGCUCAAGUCCUCUCCUUCCAUCCUGGUGCACGACAGCCAACCCGCCAGCCUGCAGCGCACCUACAAACCAGUGCACAACCAUCACUCAGAGGAAACUAACUCGCUUCCCGUGUAUCCCCCGAGUGAGGAUCUGCCGUACGCCUCGAUCACUGAUGGCUGUGUCAGGGUGUUCUUCCUCAACCAGCAGUGAGUGAGGCGGUGACACGGGACUAAGCGCCAUCAUACCCAUCAUUAUCGCACCUUCAUCAUCGUCAUCAUCAUCAUCACGAGUGUCUGGGAUAAGUAAACACUAACACACUGUAGAAGGUAGUAAGUGUUGUAUUGUUUUUGUAUUUUUGCAUGUUAUUUUAUUUGUGUUUUGCUACAUGUUCAGUUUCUCUUGUGAAUUAAUUAAGUAUUGUUAAAGAGAUCUGUCCAAUUCACUCCUUUGUCGUAGAGUGGGCAACAAUAAAUAACAAGAGAAA